This is a messenger RNA of Zasmidium cellare ATCC 36951, 1713 nucleotides long. RefSeq lists its product as uncharacterized. Bases 1 to 1713 code for a protein of 570 amino acids. The record is from RefSeq and is a predicted model, not a curated record. NCBI's taxonomy places the organism in Eukaryota, Fungi, Ascomycota, Dothideomycetes, Mycosphaerellales, Mycosphaerellaceae. The transcript is spliced from 4 exons.
AUGGUCGACCCCCUCAUUGAUCCGAAUUCACUCAACUUGACGCUAAAAUUCUCGCACCUUCCUCCCUUGACAGCUUCGGCUGUUGCCGGCUUGGCGCCCGAGGCGCGCGACAAACAUUUCGCGCGUCGCUUGACUUCACGACCUUCUUCAACAAAACAUCAAAUCGAUUGUACGACGCCCCCAGAGAUUCUGAAAAUGAAUUCCCAACUUGGAAAACGACGUCGCGACGAGCGCGACAACGGCGGCGAAGACCGCAAACCAAAGAUGCAGAAGAACGGCCGGUUCGACGUCCGCGGCAAUUGCCUCCACUGCCACCGGCCAGGGCACAAGUGGAGCUUCUGCUGGCAAGAGUGCGAGUGGUGCCACAGCACCCAGCAUUCGGCCAACAAUGGCGUACGCCCAGCGGUCCCAGUGGGCAAUGCCGGACACUGCGUGCCGCUUUUGCGGCAGUAUCCCAACUUUUACGAAGAACAUGGUCGGUACGUCAGCACACAGACGUUCCAGCAUCUCCAGGAGGGGAAUGCAGCCAUGCUUGUAAGAGAUGCGCAGGACCGGGCAUACGCGGACGCGGCCGUACCCUACAGGGCCCUGCAGGAGGAGAACGCCCAGCUGCGAGAGCAAGUCGGCCUGCAGCAGGAAACAAUCGACGGGCUCGCUGCAGUCACGGGAGUGCAGGAUAGGAGGAUCGCGCAUGGGCGCGUGAUCGCCAACGAGCUCCGAGGCUCGUUGGUCACUGCUGAUGAGCAAGAUGAGCGCACCCACAACUGGUCGUACAACGACGGCCAGCGGGACAUGGCCGAGUUUAUUGAACAGGAGAACGACGACUUCUUUGCGUCGACGUCUCGCCAAGACUCGCCUGUCCGGGACCGCUCGCCUCCUCUGCGCAUCACCGCGCCACACAACAACGGCAUCAACACCCGCCGGGAUGGCCUGUCUGACGAUGCCCGCAACGCCAACUUUGCGGAGUCGCGUCGCGCAGGUCCGUCUGUUGGUGACGAAGGCUACGAAUUUCGUGGCGUAGCCUCUCGUCGUGGUGCCAAUGCGCGUGGUGGACAAACUCGCGGUGGUGACCGUGGCCACACAACCCGUGGUCGUGGUGGAGUCUCUCGCCGUGGAGCUCCUCGCGGCGGGAAGCAACCUCGUGGUGGCUCUCGCGGCGGCAACAACCAUCCAAGGCGCGAUAUUUGGAUGCUUUCGCUCGAGGACAACGCAGCGCACUCGACUCUUCAACUCUAUUCCACGAUGAGCCGUUUUGUUCUCCAUGCCAACCUCAUGAACGUCGACACGCAUCAAGACGCCAACCAAAUCCCAAGGUCCAAAAACGCGCUUUGCACUUGCAUCGCGGAUCGAACGAGACAACGAGGCUUGGUCCAGACGGACCAAUCCUUCGAGCUUGAAGACCAGCACAUCUUGAAGCAAGUGCUCCGUCAGCCACCACCGCCACGUCGAAUGACAAUCUACCAUACUUUCGGCUUGUCAUGUGGAAACGCACAAGAAGUUCCAGAGACCUCACUGAUGCACGCCCGAUCUCGAUCCUGCAAUGCAACUCCGGUUCCAAAUACCCUUACUGGUUUGCCCGACAACCUUACCAAACCUCAUUCAUCUUCACCAGUUGUAGCGCUCUCAAUGGGGAAUGCUCAGCAUUGCUCCGCUCAGAAACGCACAUACCAAUGCCAACGGCAGAGUGACAACAGUCGGCCAGUGGCUUUGUAA